AUGCUGGCUUAUUUUUAUAUAGGAUUGCAGUUAAUUGUAGAUAUUAUGAUCCUUAAACUUCUUUUAUUGAUCCUCUAUAAUUGUCAAUGCACUCAAGGUUAUAAUUUAUUGUUCUCAGGAGAAUACCAAAUUUGAAUAGCAAGUUGAUCUCAAUGCAUUAAUAAAAUAUAUAUCCUAAACAAUAUAAAUAUAACAGACAAUUUUAAUUUAGAUUUAUGCGAUAACCUAUUUUACUUUAAUAAAUAAAUUUAUUUUAAAUCAUAUAUAAAUGUUCUCUUUCCAAAUCCUUUGUUUAUUGUAAUAAGCUACUAAAGGUAUAUAUAACUGAUAACUAUUAUACCGAAAUGUAAAGCGAAUUCUGUUUAAAUUUUAAAAUUAUUUUGAAUUUUAAAAAAAAAAAUAGUAUAAAAUUUGUAUAACUUUCAGAGAAAGAGUCAAGCUAAUACUUCAAGAUUAA
Blepharisma stoltei is the source of this 457-nucleotide messenger RNA. NCBI's taxonomy places the organism in Eukaryota, Ciliophora, Heterotrichea, Heterotrichida, Blepharismidae. The record is from the annotation of a GenBank genome assembly.